Molecule: messenger RNA, 1338 nt
Organism: Aspergillus heteromorphus CBS 117.55
Lineage: Eukaryota; Fungi; Ascomycota; Eurotiomycetes; Eurotiales; Aspergillaceae
Product: agmatinase
Exons: 9
Coding region: 1-1170 (389 amino acids)
Molecular function (GO): metal ion binding; agmatinase activity
Source: RefSeq, a predicted model, not a curated record
AUGUUUCUCAGUCAUCUCUGCCUGCUUGUUCUCUCCGCGGUGGCCUCUGCCCACAGCGACCAGACUCCCUUGGCUGGACCGCACCAGAGACUGUGGUACGACACCCUUCCCGGAGAUGGAGGCACCCAGGCGGACUCGGUCUUCUCGGGAAUCACGACCUUUGGCCGUCUGCCGUACUUCCCCUGCCUUUCCAGCGAGGCCGAGAGAUACGACAUUGCAUUCAUAGGCGCCCCGUUUGACACAGGAACCUCAUACCGUCCCGGUGCUAGAUUCGGGCCCAGCGGCAUCAGACAAGGAUCUCGUCGUCUCAACCUUUAUGGUGGGUAUAAUGUGCCUCUGCAAGCCAACCCCUUCGUCAGCGAUCUGAAGAUUCUGGACUGUGGCGAUAUCCCAGUCACCUCAUAUGACAACGCCUGGGCGAUUCAACAGAUCGAAGAAGGCCACAACAGUGUCUUAAUGCGCAAACCAUUCACCAAUGCGGACGAGUACGGGCUCUCCAAAGCCGGCAAGACCCUGCCUCGCGUCAUCACGCUGGGUGGAGAUCACACCAUCACGCUGCCCCUGCUGCGCAGUAUCAACAGAGCCUAUGGACCUGUAACGGUCAUCCACUUCGACAGCCACCUGGACUCUUGGAAACCCAAAGUCUUCGGCGGUUCACCCAGCCAGGUUGCGGCGAUCAACCACGGGACUUACUUCUACCACGCCGCGAUGGAAGGGCUCCUGAAGAACGACACCAACAUCCACGCGGGUAUUCGUACCACUCUCUCCGGACCUUCAGACUAUGAGAACGACGGAUACUGUGGGUUUGAAAUCGUCGAGGCUAGAGAGAUCGACACAAUCGGAACCGACGGAAUCAUCAAGAAGAUCAGGGAUCGCGUUGGGGCCGAGAACCCUGUUUAUCUGUCGAUCGAUAUCGAUACCCUGGAUCCUGCGUAUGCUCCGGCAACCGGGACACCCGAGACAGGCGGGUGGUCGACGCGGGAGCUCCGGACUAUUGUUCGCGGAUUGGAUGGCUUGAACUUCAUCGGGGCGGAUAUCGUGGAGGUUGCGCCGGCGUAUGAUACCAAUGCUGAGCUCUCUACCAUGGCCGCUGCCGACGUCCUGUACGAGGUUCUGACAAUUAUGGUCAAGAAGGGUCCAUUGUCUGUUGAUCGGUCGGAUGAGUUGUAGGGGUCAGUAAGGGCCAUGCGUUAAACGGUGGCUGGAUUGUUAGCUUCUGGGAACUGGAGGGAGGUAUCUAUAUGAUGGAAAGACACGGCAGAGCAAAAAGGAUUGUGGACAGGGUCCGAUUGCACUAGGUUAGUUGACUAUUGAUGAAAAAUCAACAAUGAAGGAGAG